AUUCUGAGCUGAGUGUAUGCUUGCCAGUUCUGCCAUUUCUAUGGCAUCAAAGCCACAGACAUGAUCUGGGUGAGGCCCCCAGCGCUGUUGGCUUGUCUCCUCUGGCUCCAGGGCUUUGUGGCUGAGGAAGAUGCAUGUCACUCCCUGGAAGGGAGCCCAGACCUGGAGGGCGGAGGGCCACCCCCAAGCAUGAACGUGAGCCACCAGGGGGCACCCACCAGCCUGUUUGUGAACUGGACAGCGGCAGAGCCCGGUGGCUUUGGCCAUGCCCUCCACCUCCUGCGCCUCAGCCCCCUUGGCUCUCCCGAAGGGCAGCAGCUCCAGGCCUACACCAAUGGAUCCAGCUUUGAGUUCCACAACCUGGUGCCAGGAAGUCGAUACCAGCUAGAAGUGACUGACUUGCAUCCCUGUGGACAGAAUGCCACUGUCACUCUCACUGUCCGCACAGCCCCAGCAAUUGUCCGAGAACUGCAGCUCCACAGCUCUGGGAGCCCCACUCGCCUGGAGGCCUCCUGGGGAGAUGCCCCGGGGGAGCAGGAUGGCUACCAGCUUCUCCUGUAUCACCUAGAGUCCCAAACCCUGGCAUGGAAUAUCUCCAUGUCCCCAGGAAACCUAUCUUACCGCUUUGACAACCUCUUGCCAGGCAGCCAGUAUGUAUUGGAGGUUACCACGUGGGCAGGUGAUCUCCAAGCGAAGAUCAGCGUCCACCAGUGGACAGGCCCCGUGCCCCCGGAUCACCUGAGGCUAAGUGCCCUGGACACCAGUGCCCUGCACGCCUCCUGGAACCGCUCUGAGGGGGCUGCCCAGCUCCACCUCCUGCUCACCGACCGCUUAGGCAGCUCCAACCUGACCACAGUAGUCAGCCGCGGGGUCUCAAAUCAUACCUUCCUCCACCUGUCUCCCGGAACCCAGUAUGAGCUGAUGCUCAGGGCUGCUGCUGGGCCCCAUCAGGCCACGGGGCCCAGUGCCACCGAGUGGACCUACCCCUCUCCCCCACUGGAUCUGUUGCUGACUCCGAUGCCCCCUGAGCUGCAGGCCAGCUGGAAGGCAGGGCCGGGAGCGCGGGACGGCUACUUGCUGAAGUUGAGUGGACCGAUGGAGACGAACAUCUCUCUGGGCCCUGAGGUCUACAGCGCCACUAUCCCAGGACCUCUGCCAACUGGACACUACGCCCUGGAGCUGAGGGUGCUGGCUGGGCUGCAUCAUGCCUGGGCUCAGGCCAGUGCCUGGCUGGCUGAUCCUACAGCCCAGCCCAGGCAGGGCAGUGGUGCCAAGCUGCAGCUGCAAGGAUUGAAGGCCACCAGGGAGCCUGGGCGGCGGGCAUUGCUCUAUGCAGAUGGUGGCCCAGGCCUCCUAGGAAAUAUCUCUGUGCCCUCUGGCGCCACCCACGUCACCUUCUGUGAGCUGGUGCCGGGGGCCCGCUACCGGGUAGACAUUGCCUCGUCCUCUGGAUUCAUCACCCAAAGCCUCACAGGCCACACGAGUCCCCUGGCACCCCGGUCACUGGAGGUCACCAGCAGGGGAAGCCCCUCUGAACUGACCAUUGGCUGGGCCGCAGCCCCAGGAGAGCGAGAAGGCUACAAGGUUGGCUGGUACCAGGACGGCAGCCAGGGGUUGCCCGACAGCCUCGCUGAUGUGGGCCCAGACUGUUCCAGGCUGACUCUGAGGGAUCUGGUCCCUGGCUCCUGCUACAACAUGUCAGUGUGGGCCUGGGCUGGGGACCUCCGCUCCAGCACCCAGAGGAUACAGGCCUGUACCCGCCCUGCUCCGGUUGCCAACUUGAGCCUGAGCUUUGCUACGGAGCCGCCGGCACUGAGGGUAUCCUGGAGCCCCCCUCCAGGUGGCAGGGAUGGUUUCCAGCUACGGAUUUACAAUCUGCGACCCCUGGCUCUAGAAAAAGAGGAGACCCUGGCCCCUGAGGCCCAGAAUUUCUCCUGGGCCCAGUUGGCCCCAGGCUCUGAGUUCCUGGUGCAGCUGGGUACCCUGCGGGGGUUGGACGAGAGCAGCAGUGCCAAUGCCACAGUCUGGACACCUCCCUUGGCCCCUCCUGAGAUACACAUGACCAGCGAGGGCCCCACACAGCUCCGGGUAUCCUGGGUCCAUGCUUCUGGGGGCCGAGAUCAGUACCAGCUGACCCUGUACCAGGAAGGCACCCAGGUGGCCACUGGCACCGUGGGGGCCGAGGUGGACAGCACAAGCUUUUCAACUCUGACCCCGGGCACCCAGUAUGAGGUGGAGUUGGCCGCACAGGCUGGGCCCCUCCGCACCGCAGCUGCCAACGUCUCCGGCUGGACCUCCCCGUCCAUGCCCACUGAGUUGCUGGUGUCCAUGCAGGCGGGCAGCGCCACGGUCAGCCUGGCCUGGGCCAGUGGCUCCUUGGGGCAGGGCAUAUGCCAUGCCCAGCUCUCCGAGGAUGGGCACCCCGCCUGGGAGGAGCCCCUGGCCGUAGGCCAAGCCCACCUCGUGCUGAGGGGCCUCACGCCUGGACGCAGCCUCGGGCUGUCAGUGCUGUGCCGAGCCGGGCCUCUCCAGGCCUCCACUCGCCCCGUGGUGCUGCCUGUCGAGCCUGGCCCUGUGAAGGAUGUGCAAUGCCAGCCGGAGACCACUUACCUGGCCCUGACCUGGUCCAUGCCUCUCGGGGAUGUGGACUCCUGUCUGGUGGUAGCAGAACAGCUGGUGGCCGGAGCGGGCACGCGCCUCGUGUUUCAGGCCAACACCUCUGAGGAUGCCUUUCUCCUGCCUAACCUGGCACCUGCCACGCCCUAUCGCCUCAGCCUCAGUGUGCUGGGCAGGAACGGCCUGUGGAGCCGGGCAGUGACCCUGGUAUGCACCACUUCUGCUCAAGCCUGGCAUCCCCCAGAGCUGGCCGCAGCCCCCCAGCUGGAGCUGGAGUCAGGGCUGGGGGUGACGAUCACACGAGGCAUGUUUGGCAAGGAUGAUGGGCAAAUCCAGUGGUAUGGCAUCAUUGCCACCACCAACGUGUCACUGCCUCAGCCCCCGCAGGAAGCCAUCAACCACACGUGGUUCGAUCACUACUACAGGGGACACGACUGCUAUCUGGCCACGCUGCUCCCCAACCCCUUCUACCCAGGGCCCUGGGCUGUGCCAACAUCCUGGACGGUGCCCAUGGGCACAGAGGACUGUGGCCAUACCCAGGAGAUAUGCAACGGGCAGCUGAAGCUGGGUUUCCAGUACAGGUUCAGUGUGGUGGCGUUCACCAGGCUCAACUCUCCGGAGACCAUCACCUCUUUCUCAGCCUUCUCAGAGCCCCGGGCCAGCGUGUCCUCGGCUGCAGUGCCCCUGGCAGCCGUGGUGGGCAUCGCGGCAGGCUGCAUCCUCACCGUCUGUGCCGGGCUGAGCUUGCUGUGCUGGUGGAGGCGGAAGGGGCCGGGGGCAGAGAAGGACGGCUUUUCCCACGAGCUGACGUCCCACAGCCUGAGGCGGACCCACCGGCCCAUCCCUACCCACGGCUUCCGGCAGAGCUUCGAGGCCAAGAGUGCUCAUGCCAAUCAGGCGUUCUUCCAAGAGUUUGAGGAGCUGAAGGAAGUGGGCCGGGAGCAGAGCCGGCUGGAGGCAGAGCAGCCGGCCAACGCCGCCAAGAACCGCUACCCACACGUGCUCCCUUACGACCACUCCAGGGUCAGGCUGAUGCAGCUGGCUGGAGACCCCCAUUCUGACUACAUCAACGCCAACUUCGUUCCCGGCUACACCCACCCACAGGAAUUCAUCGCCACCCAGGGGCCUCUCAAGAAAACGCUGGUGGACUUCUGGCGGCUGGUGUGGGAGCAGCAGGUCCCCAUCAUCGUCAUGCUCACCGUGGGCAUGGAGAAUGGGAGGGUGCUGUGUGAGCAUUACUGGCCAGCGGACUCCACCCCUGUCACACACGGACACAUCACCAUCGACCUCCUGGCCGAGGAGUCCGAGGAUGAGUGGACCACCAGGCAGUUCCGGCUGUGGCAUGGUGCCCAGCAAAAGCAGCGGAGGGUGAAGCAGCUUCAGUUCACCACCUGGCCUGACCACAGCAUCCCCGAGGCCCCCAGCUCCCUGCUCGCCUUUGUGCAGUUGGUACAGGAGCAGGUGAGGGCCACGCAGGCCAUGGGGCCCAUCCUGGUGCACUGCAGUGCCGGUGUAGGCCGGACGGGCACCUUCAUCGCCCUGUUGAAGCUCCUUCAGCAGCUGGAGGAAGAGCAGAUGGUCGAUGUGUUCCACACCGCGUAUACACUCCGGCUGCAUCGGCCCUUCAUGAUCCAGACACCAAGCCAGUACAUCUUCCUGCACAGCUGUCUGCUGAACAAGAUUCUGAAUGAGCCUUCUGACACUUUAGAUCCUUCCCCCAGUUCUGGGCCCAUCUCUGUGAUGAACUUUGCACAGGCGUGUGCCAAAAGGGCAGCCAAUGCCAACUCUGGCUUCCUGAAGGAGUACGAGCUCCUGCUGCAGGCCAUCAAGGAUGACACGGGCUCUUUGUUGCCCCCUCCUGGCCAUGAGCAGAACAGCUCCAUCUUCUAUGAUGGUUCUCAGGUUGAGCUUUCUCUGGAUCAGGAGAGCCCCACUGAUGCCAUGACCGAAGCCUGGCUCUUCCCUGGUGGGCCUUCUGGCCGUGACCACGUCGUAUUGACUGGUCCUGCGGGACCAGAGGAACUCUGGGAGCUGGUGUGGGAGCACGGAGCCCAUGUGCUGGUCUCCCUGUACCCGCUGGAUACCCAGGAGAAGCCUCAGGAGUUCUGGCCAACAGAGAUGCAGCCGGUGGUCACAGACAUGGUGACAGUGCACCGGGUGGCUGAGAGCAACACAGUCGGCUGGCCCUGUACCGUGUUCAGGGUCACACAUGGGCAGAGCGGGCUGGAGAGGCAGGUCCAGCAUCUGCAGUUUCAGUUCUGGGAAUCGGGGCACGAGCUGCCUGCUGCCACCUUGCUGCCUUUCCUAGCUGCGGUGGGCCGUUGCUGCUCCCAGGGCAAGAGCAGAAAGCCGGGCACACUGCUCAGCCACUCCAGCAAGGGCACUACCCAUCUGGGCAUCUUCCUGGCCAUGGAGCAGCUGCUGCAGCAGGCGGGAUCUGAGUGCACCGUGGAUGUCUUUAACGUGGCCCUGCAGCAGUCACAGGCCUGUGGUCUCAUGACUCCAACACUGGAGCAGUAUAUCUACCUCUACAACUGUCUGAACAGCGCACUGGUGGACGGGCUGCUCUGAGUCUGCGAAGGGCCCGUGCCCUGAUGGGCUGUGAUGGCAAGGCAGCCCAGGCCUGGCUUCCCUGGGAGAAUAGUUCCAUAGGAUCCCAACCAAGGGG
Dipodomys spectabilis (banner-tailed kangaroo rat) is the source of this 5284-nucleotide messenger RNA. RefSeq names its product receptor-type tyrosine-protein phosphatase V-like. The transcript is spliced from 34 exons. Bases 61 to 5187 code for a protein of 1708 amino acids. Gene Ontology annotation, biological process: protein dephosphorylation. Lineage: Eukaryota; Metazoa; Chordata; Mammalia; Rodentia; Heteromyidae. Gene Ontology annotation, molecular function: protein tyrosine phosphatase activity; protein binding. The record is from RefSeq and is a predicted model, not a curated record.